Didymodactylos carnosus is the source of this 2565-nucleotide messenger RNA. Lineage: Eukaryota; Metazoa; Rotifera; Eurotatoria; Philodinida; Philodinidae. The record is from the annotation of a GenBank genome assembly.
AUGGCAACGACACCAGUCUAUUCAAAAUUAUUUUCAAGCGUCCGCUAUUAUGUCAGCGGUUCGAUUGAUUCCAAUAUUGAAUCUUUAUUAAAACGUGAAGGAGCUAUUCGUUCAUCAUAUCUGAUACAAAGUGUUACACAUGUUCUAUGUGAUGAUUAUGAAUCAAAUAGAGACGAAUGUGAUACAGCUAAAGAUAUUUACUAUAUACCAAUCGUAAAACCUGAUUGGAUCAUUAGUUGUUUAAAGUAUAAUUCAUUACUACCAUUAGAACCAUAUUGUGCCGAUGGAAAAUUAUUAUUCCAAGGUUUCACUUUUGCAAAUGCCAAUUUAAAUCAAAUGGAUAAUGAUAAAUUAUGGGCACUAGUUACAUUUCAUGGUGGAAAAUGGACAAGUGAAAUUGAACAACUAAAAUGUACACAUAUUCUUUGUUCGUCUAAGUUAUCGAACGACGAUAACAACAAUAACGCAAAUAAACGUUUGUAUGAUGCCUAUCAACUAGAUGCAAAUUCCGUCUUGCUUAUAACACCAGAUUGGGUUCUCGAUUGCUUAAAAGUGAAUGAACGACUCGAUGAGCUCAGAUAUCAUCCCGAUUUAUUGAAUAAUUCUUAUGAAGAAGAUGUAUCGGAUACGUCACUAAAAACAGAUGUGAUACCAUCUCAAAACGAUUCAUUUAGCGACACUUCUUUAGCAGCCAAAUCGAUACCCCAUCAUCGCACACAACUAUCCACCAAAAAUUUUUUUAAUCAAUUAGACAUUAAUGAAGAUAAUGUUAAUAAUUUAUUAGGUGAUAUGCCAGAGACUGAUCAAAAUGAGCAAGAUCAAGAAGUCAAUGACGAAGUAGAAGGUCCAAAACGAUCUCGAACAAAAACGACAGGACCUCGACAACGUGGUCCAAGAAAAACAUCUUCGUCAGUAAAUCGAACCAAAUUUGCGAUUUCAGCCGAACUUGAAGAACAAAUGAUUCGUCCAAUGUUGAUUGAAAUGCCCAAACCACCACCAAAAACAUUGUCCGAAUUGAAAUAUUUCACACAAGAUAAACAUGAACAAAUUCCUAUGAGUCAAUGUUUACUUGGUUGUGUUAUUUUUAUCUAUGGAAAAGAAUAUAUUCCAACUGUGUCAACAAAUGAUUUAUUAUCAUGGUCCCAAACAAUAUGUGAUAAUGGUGGAAUAAUUACUGAUGAUGGAAAUAAUACAAACUUAACACAUUUUAUUUGUGCUUAUCGAACGAGUGAAUUAUUUCGUACUGUUUACAAACGUGGAAAUGUACGAAUGGUGACAGCACAUUGGUUAAAUGAUGUUUUACAACGAAAAAAAUUAUUUGUACCGAAUUUAGCUAUUCAUUUUCCAGCGCCAUUCGAUAUGAGUGAUAUUAAUCAAUUACCAUUAACAAAAUAUUUGAUAACAUUGUCGGGUUUCGAAGGCAUUGAACGUGCUCGUCUACGGUUUUUAAUUCGCUCAUUGGGAGGAAAAUAUACGGGUUUUCUCGGUAGAUGGCAUUCACAUUUGAUAUGUAAAGAAGAAAAUAAUGGUGACAAAUAUAAAAAAGCAUUGGAAUGGUCAAUAUCAAUUGUGAAUGGUGUAUGGUUAUCAGAAUUGUAUCUAGGAAACACAUGUGCAUUAAAAACGCCUAUUGAUGAACGUUAUACACGUCUACCAAGUGGAAUUGAUCAUUUUUCAUUUGAUUCUAUAUAUGUUCGUGAUUUGUUAACGGCAUGGUUAAAACCACUGCAUAUCAAUGACCAUCUGUUAAAUAUCGCGAUAAAAAAACAUAACGAAAAACAACAACAGGAUUCAACUACUACUACUACUACUAUCACUACAACGGAAAAUAUAAAUGGUGAUACAGAAUCGACACCGAAAAAAAUACGUCGCACGUAUAAUGAACCAUUUAUACUAAAUGGUAAAACAGCGUCAACAACAGCAGCAUUAACAGACGUCUUCGUGAUGUUAAGUGGUUUUAAUAAACAAUCACUUGCCCAUUAUGAAGAAGUUGUGAAAAAUUUAGGUGGUCAAAUAUCGUCGUUACCUCAUUAUACCACCCAUUUAGUAAUGAAAAAAUGUUUACGUACAGAAAAAUUAUAUGAAUGUUUAAAUUACGUUACGUACAUUCUCAAUACAAAUUGGUUAGAUAAAUGUGAUCAAGAAAAACAUUUUAUUCCACCAUCGGAUGAUGAUUACUUACUUUACGAUGAUUAUAAACCAAAUACAAUUUUACGACUAGCCAUCGAAAAACGUUUAUCACGAAAUAGUAAACUCUUGUUUUCUGGUUAUACAUUUUUUCUUACACCAAGUGUUCAACCAUCAAUAUCCAUUUUAAAAUCUAUUAUUUAUUCAACAGGUGCUAAUAUCACACGUGAGUUUCCUACAUUAAAACAACUUAUUACUUCUGAUCCAAAAACACACGUACUCCAUAUAAUAAUCAUAUCAUGUGAUGAAGAUAAAAUAUUGUUAAAAGAAUUAAAAAAUGGUUUAACAAUUAAUGUUUAUCGUAUUGAUUUUAUUCUAGAAAGUAUAAUCAAACAAGAUGUACUUAUUAAUGAUGAACAAUAUAUUUUACGUUUAUGA